CAAAGAUUCAAGCAAUAAUGUUCCGUACUGGAAGCGAUGAUGAUAUGAUGGUAUGAUGAUAUGAAAAAUGUGACAGUGUUUGUUGCACAUACUGUGCCAUAGUGAUUGGUUUGUGCACGUAUGGGGGUGGAUAAGAGUCAUUGCCAUCGACAAGGGAUCGCGUGGGUAUGGAUGACAAUUGACAAUGAUGAUGGUGAGGAUGACGAUGACGAUGAUGAUGAAGAAAUGAAGAUGAAGAUGAUCAAGAUGAUUAAGGUGAAGAUGAAGAAUGACGAGGGACGGGUGAUGACUCUAGGAGUGAAUAUUGGCAUCAUUGGCGAGAGGGAAGGAGCAAUGGAUGGUCGUUAUUGUUGUUGUUUGAUGUUGUUUCCUUCCUCUUCCCGUCACCGCCUUCCUCCUCCCGCCUACAGCGUUCCGCCAUACCGCCCACCGCCCACUCUCCAGUGUCCACCGCCUAUCGCCAAAGCACCGAGGCUCAUUAUUAGUUACCUCUUGUACUCCAUGGGAAAGUCGAAGAUAGAGUACUUUGUAAUCAUUACUAUUGCAAUAUGCGAGAACUCUAUACGUGUAUAUAAAUAAAUGCAAUAUAGGAGCCUAAUAUUACCUGACGACAUGGCAUGCUAACCUGAUGACGAUAGUCUACACAGCAAGUCUACAGUGACUACGGAGUAGUACUUGUAAUAAUUGCAGUAUCUAGUAAUAAUAGUAGUGCUAGUAAUGGUGGUAGAUGCUAGAUAGUGGUACCUACCUAGGUACGAGUAGUGUACAAAUUGGGUGAUACAGAGGGCAAGGGUAGAUAUCAAGAUCUACAUUAUUGUGAA
This is a messenger RNA of Aaosphaeria arxii CBS 175.79, 821 nucleotides long. RefSeq lists its product as uncharacterized. The record is from RefSeq and is a predicted model, not a curated record. NCBI's taxonomy places the organism in Eukaryota, Fungi, Ascomycota, Dothideomycetes, Pleosporales. The coding region runs from base 172 to 579 and encodes 135 amino acids. The transcript has a single exon.